AUGGCAUCUGUCAUGGAAACCAAGCCCUCCUUGUCUUUGAUCGCUACCCUCAUAACAUCCCUGUAUGUUAUCAACGACGAAAAUGCUUCACCUUGGGGACAGACUCUUCUUUUCAAGGGCCAGUGCAAGACCGUUUCCCGCAUCAGCUUAUGGGCGCACCUUGGUAUCAAUAUCGUUGCGACGGGUGUCUUGGCUUCGUCCAAUUUCUUUAUGCAAGCUUUAGUGGCACCAACCAGGUCCGAGGUUGACAAGGUCCAUGCAUCCGGCAAAUGGCUGGAAAUUGGUGUUCCGUCUAUUGGGAAUAUCAGAAGAAUCUCGCGCUGGAGCGUCCUUCUCUGGUUCUUGUUCUCCAUGUCCUCCGUCCCCUUACAUUUAAUCUUCAACGGCUGUAUCCUUGAGAGCAAGGCAUCCAACGGGUUCACACUUGUUAUGGUAUCGGAGUCCUUCCUUGAUGGCGCCCCACACAAGAUGCCAUAUGUAACAUCUCCGUUCGUGCGCCAGAUCUCUGAUGAUGAGUGGCUCAAUACUACUAUACUCGAUAUAUACCGGUCUGUCUCUCAGGACAGCACUCAGGCCUGGGAAAAGAUCCAUUUCGAUGAAUGUAUGCACCGCUAUAACAACACUGAUCAGCCGUUGACAAAGUAUCGCCACGUCAUCAUGGUUAUUACCAAUGGCACGUCGACAACUGGAUGGACACGUCGUCAGGUUAUGAAUAAUGUCACCCUCACUGAAAUGUUCUCUGGUUGGAAUGGGUCGGAUGACAGAGACGUGGUCAAUUCGUUAUGGUGGUCGCAGAAGUACUACAGGAGCGGAACGCGAAAUGGCAAUGGGUAUCUUGAUUACACGAAGAUCAGCGAUGCCCUCCCGUCUACAAACGAUGCCAAAGAUAUGAUGCCCAACCUCAACCCAGUCUCUGGGGAGAUAGUCAUGCGUGAUUAUUUCUAUCGCCCAGCCUACCAAGAUAUGCAAGUACAGUACUGUCUUUCAGAAAGGUUUCAAGCCCCUUGUCGACUUACUGUUUCUAAUCCUUUGCUCCUUGUCGUCUGCAUCAUGUGUAUAUUCAAGACACUGCUUUGCAUAUUGGUCUUGGUGGUUGGGCUGCGGUUGCAAAAGGACGAUUCGAGCCCGUUGAUAACUCCCGGGGAUGCUAUCGCCUCGUUCAUCGUGAGGCCAGAUCUGGAGACCAAGGGAAUGUGUACGCUCAAUCGAUCGGACUUGACAGAAAUCAGGAUGCACGCUCAGCCUGCGUUGAUCAACUCCUCUCCAAAGAUUCGACAGUGGCAUCUGUCCGCCAAGCGCAGACUCUCCGCUGGAGUACCAAGACAUAUCUGGGUAUUAGGAGCAUCUAGAUUCAGUCAUGACCCUAUCAACAAAGCCCUUACCAUUCAUGGUCUUGAAAUCAACUCAUUCCUGGGGAAGACCAUGCUCGCCAACACACCUCAACUUAUUCUGUCAAUCUGCUAUAUGGUCUACAAUGGACUGUUCACCCGUAUGCUGGCAGAAGUUGAAUGGUCAAAGUAUAGUAUCAACUAUCGAUCUUUACGUGUGACAAGUCCCCAAGGCCAACAAAGAUCGACAUAUCGACUCCAGCUACCCUACCGAUGGUCAAUACCGCUGAUUUUAGUCAGUGUCCUUCUCCAUUGGACCUACUCCAACUGUAUCUAUGUCAGCAACUAUUUAAUCUAUAAUCCCGAAUAUCCAUUUGAUGUAGAAGAAUCCACGGAGACAUUGCAAUACUCGACCCUAGCAAUACUUGUAGCUCUUAUAUCAUCUAUCGCGGUCGCACUAAGCCCUCUUCUGCUAGCAUUUAUCCGACUUCCUGGGAAGUUGACUAUCGGGGCUAGCAAUUCGGCAGUCAUCUCGGCCGCUUGUCACUGCGUUUCUCAGCCGCCCAUAAGCGCAGCGCCCAACAAGAUAGAAGUAUCCGUACAAGCAAUGGAAGAUGAAGACGAAAACCUACAAGCCUUGGCAUCGCAGCCUUUGAAAUGGGGCGAUAUCUCUACAGUAUCUGAAGGCGAGAGCGGGAUUGGCCAUUUAGCGUUUGGUACCAAGGAUCAAUGCAUCGAGGAGCCAGUAGAGGGUAAAUUAUACAGCUGA
Messenger RNA from Fusarium sp. VM40, 2097 nucleotides. NCBI's taxonomy places the organism in Eukaryota, Fungi, Ascomycota, Sordariomycetes, Hypocreales, Nectriaceae. The record is from the annotation of a GenBank genome assembly.